CUUGAAAAUGUCCAACACACAAAAAAAGAAGAUGUUCGAUACAACGAUCUCAAGUUAUAUGUUCUCCAGUAUUCUGCAGGAUGAGUUCGGUGGAUGGUACAUGGAGCUACCCAUGACAGCUAGAUUGGUGGUUUACAUUACAUUUUUGGGGACUAUAAUGGCCAUUAUAUUUUUGAUAUUGAAAUUUCUGAGUGAUUGUGACGCGGAAGAUGACAUGGAGAGGUUACCAGUGGUGGCAGGAGAAGAAGAAGUCGCCGUUUGGACGCCGUUAGUCAACGGACCACCGGAGAUAGCGAGGAACGGAGAUGUAGAAACUGCGUCGUUUAGCUCGUCGGAUGAUUUGGACUACUCGACAUUGUGUGUCAUAUGUUUCGAGGAACGCAGAAACUGUUUCUUCGUACCGUGCGGUCACUCUGCCACUUGUCGCGGCUGUGCUCAGAAGAUCCUGUCCGAGGAAAAUAAGGCGUGUCCGAUUUGCCGGAGGUUAAUACGCAAAUCUAAGAGAUUAUUGUUGAAGCGUUGAACGUUGUUGCUUUUCCUAACCAUUAUUUUGUCCCAUGAUUCCGAUAACGUUCUGUAAUCGUAUGUGUGCUGG
Molecule: messenger RNA, 595 nt
Organism: Thlaspi arvense
Lineage: Eukaryota; Viridiplantae; Streptophyta; Magnoliopsida; Brassicales; Brassicaceae
Source: the annotation of a GenBank genome assembly